UGAUUACCCUACUCAGUUCACGUGUGAAUGACUUCCACUGUUUGGUGCUUAGCUGUUUGGGACUGAAGGGGACUGGAUAAGAACGUUCCUGGUUAAAUAUUUUUCAGGAAACGAUCUCUUCAGUAGUUAUGUGACCAGGUCCACCUAAACUGCACGAUUCGUCCGUUUCUUCACGUCGCCUUAGAUUUUCUCAACCCAGCCCCUAACAGUGAGUCAGCAGAUACUGUGGACUGUGAUCCCCCAUGAUAUCAGCCAGUAACAUGACUAGAUUCAGCACGGGCAUCCUUGUGCUGACAUCUCCUCUCAACAUCCUCCCCUUGCGCAUCGCUCCGGUGCUCAGCUCAGCUGCUCAGCUUGUGGAGCGCACUCUGUACGUCCACCUCCACCCAGGGCUGAUACUCGGAGGUGGGAGCCAGCCUCGACCAGUCUUCAUUCCACCGGUAGUGGCCCUGUCGACAAUCAUUAGCCGCCUUUACAGUAAUGCAGCUGAUGUGUGCGGGCACCUGGAUAUUCGUGUUUUGCUGACGAAUGUUCGCGCUCAGUCAACUACAAGCAGCGGGACCACAAUCCCAAAUUCCCCUUUCCCAACACCACAGUCUCUGUCUCACUCCCCGGAUGUGGUUCUUACAGACUUUCCUCUGCAGAACCCGGGUCAGUCCAAUCAGGUCAUGCAGUGUCUGCAGAGUUACACAGGCCAUUGCUACGUCUGUAGCCCCAGUCUACCCUCAGUGCUGCUUCAUCCACAGCUAAUGACGCUGCAGGAGACAGAGGAAGCACUAAAAGAGCCUGAAGAAAAGGAAGAACCCUUGGAGACCUACAGUCACGUGGUGGUAGGGGGAACAUUUGACCGGCUCCAUGGGGCCCACAAGACACUGCUCAACAUCUCGUGUCUGCUAGCCAAUAAGAGGUUCCUUAUCGGUGUGUGUGACAAAGCAAUGCUGAAAAAAAAAGUGCUAAAGGAGCUGGUGGAGCCCUACUCUGUGCGUGAACAGAGACUAAAGGAGUUCCUUAAAGAAAUCAAACCCUCGCUGCGGGUGGAGAUCGUGCCCCUUCAUGACCCCUAUGGAGUGUCUGUGGUUGACCCCUUACUCCAGUGCAUUGUGGUUAGUGAGGAGACUAGGAAGGGAGGCGAGGCUGUCAACAAAAAACGCUUUGAGAAUGGCCUGUCCGCUCUUGUCCUCCAUGAGAUUCAACUGCUUAAAGAUGCCCACCACACCGAGACAGAGGAGGAAAAGAUCAGCUCCUCCAGUCUACGCUCUCGUCUGCUGGGCACCCUCCUUACACCGCCUAAAGACACAUCCCAUCUCGCUCCACUUCCAUAUGUCAUAGGCCUGACGGGAGGCAGCGGCAGUGGGAAGAGCUCCAUAGCCAGGCGGCUGGAGGCUUUGGGUGCCGUCCGAGUUGACUGUGACAAGCUGGGCCACGAGGUGUACAUGCCCAACACCGUGGCCCAUCACAGAGUGCUCGAAGAAUUCGGGUCAGAUCUUCUGAAUGAAGAUAAGACCAUCAACAGACGCGCAUUAGGAAGGAAGGUUUUUGGAAACAAGGAGCGCUUAAAAGCUCUCACAGACAUUGUAUGGCCUGAGAUUGCACUUUUGGUGAAGAACAUAAUCAGCCAAGCAAGAAAAGAAGGUAAACAGGUUUGUGUGUUGGAUGCAGCAGUUCUUCUGCAGGCCGGCUGGACAGAUAUGACUCACGAAGUCUGGGUCACCAUCAUCCCUGAGGAGGAGGCUGUGAUAAGGAUAACAGAGCGUGACGGGUUGACCACAGAAGAUGCUCUCCAGCGGCUGCAGAGCCAGUGGUCCAACAGUAAUCAAGUAGAGCACGCCAACGUGGUGCUCAGCACACUGUGGGAGCCCGAGGUCACUCAGAAACAGGUACUGAAAGCUUGGAAGCUUCUUCAGGAGAGAAUCACACAGAGACAAAAGGAAGAUGAAUCAUCUUAACUGUGCAUACAUGCUUACAGAACAAGAUGCCUUAGGAAGACUUUAGAAUGGUUCCUGUGCCAUUUCAGCAAAUCCAACAAGCUUUCUUACUUCUGACCAAGACUCAGUGCCUAAUUGAGUUUCCACAGGUUUUUAAUGAUGCUCAACUGAAAGAGGGAUUCGUGAGGAAAAACUUUAUAAAAUAUCCCAAUCAAUAGUAUUUUGGAAUUUGAAGAUUGGUAUUCAUGUUUGGGAUUAUUUUUCAAAUAAUUUUUUUGAAACGAUUUGCCCAACAUUCAGCAAACAAGAACAUUCUAAUUCCUCACCUGUUUAGUUUAUGACACUUUACAAGUUCUAUCCAUGUUUUUGAAGCACAACUAAUGAAUGUAGCUUAGAAAAAAAGCAAAAGCAACUGAUGGAAAGAGUUUCUGUGCAGUUUCAGGGAUUGGGAGAAUAUUUUAACAAAUGUGCAAAAAAUUAUUUGGAAUAACCAAAUUAUAUUAAUUGUAUUUGAGAAUUCUGUGCAAUAGGUUAGGAUAUUUUGAAAUAUCAGUGUAGAUGUCGCAUUUAAUACACUAUCCCCCUAAAAUGAUGAAAAUAAUCAAUGACACUGUACAUUGACACAUAAAAUUGUGAAUUGAAAUCGAAGAAUGUGCUCACCUGAACAUACCUGAAUAAAAGCCAAAGAUACAGAGUGGAAACAUCUUGUUUAUCUGGUGGUAAAAUGUAUGUUGUCAGAUCCUAAAAUUAUAUAUCAAUGUUUACAUAAUAAAAGUCUGCUUCAUUGCUAAAGCCAUACCUUACUUUUGCAAGGAUUGUCCAAUGAGUCAGUGAAGUAACACUUGGUGGUACAGUUGGUUUGACAUUGUAAGCGUCUUUGAUUUCAUUGCAUGUCAUCUUGAAAAUCAGAGAAAAAUAUUAAUAAAUUGGUGUAAUAUUAAAUACACGUUUUACAACCCA
Messenger RNA from Eleginops maclovinus (Patagonian blennie), 2885 nucleotides. It is a transcript of the gene coasy, whose product is annotated as CoA synthase. Gene Ontology annotation, biological process: coenzyme A biosynthetic process. The transcript is spliced from 10 exons. NCBI's taxonomy places the organism in Eukaryota, Metazoa, Chordata, Actinopteri, Perciformes, Eleginopidae. The record is from RefSeq and is a predicted model, not a curated record. Gene Ontology annotation, molecular function: dephospho-CoA kinase activity; ATP binding; pantetheine-phosphate adenylyltransferase activity. The coding region runs from base 243 to 1946 and encodes 567 amino acids.